AUACCAUCUCAUCUCAGUGAAUCAUCACACAGACAGCAUCACAGCACUCACUCACCCAGCGCGCAGUACAAUGCAAAUGGCCAGGCUAGGAGCACUGAUUCCGCUGGCCAUCCUCCUGCUCGCCGCCGUCGCGGCCACUGCCGCGCCUCCUUCCGACAGGCCACCCAAGGCGCAGGGGCCCAAGCCGCACAAGGAGAAGGAGAAGGAGAAGCCCAAGCCCAUGAAGGUGAAGUGCCGCCCCCGUAAGCUCUACCCUUACUGCCCCGGCAAGCCGAUGGAGUGCCCCGCCGAGUGUUCCCAGUCAUGCUACGCCGACUGCAACUCCUGCAAACCCGUCUGCGUGUGCAGCGUGCCGGGGGCGUGCGGCGACCCGCGCUUCAUCGGCGGCGACGGCAACGCCUUCUACUUCCACGGCCGCCGGGACGCCGACUUCUGCGUGCUCUCCGACCGCGACCUCCACAUCAACGCGCACUUCAUCGGCAAGCGCGGCGCCGACGGCAUGUCCCGGGACUUCACGUGGAUCCAGGCCAUCGCCGUGCUCUUCGACGGCCACGAGCUCUACGUCGGCGCCAGGAAGACGGCCGCGUGGGACGACGACGUCGACCGCAUGGAGCUCACCCUGGACGGCGAGCCCGUGCGCCUCCUGCCGGGAACCGACGCCGCGUGGACGUCCGGCGCCGUGCCGGCGCUGUCCGUCACCCGCACCAGCGCGGCCAACGGCGUGCUCGUCUCGCUCGACGGCAGGUUCACCAUCAGGGCCAACGCCGUGCCCAUCACCGAGGAGGAGUCGAGGGUGCACCGGUACGGCGUCACGGCCGACGACUGCCUCGCGCACCUUGACCUGGCCUUCAAGUUCGGCGCGCUCACCGCCGACGUGCACGGCGUGGUCGGCCAGACGUACCGCUCCGACUACGUCAACCGGUUCGAUGUCAAGGCCUCCAUGCCCACCAUGGGAGGGGACAGCAACUACACCACGUCCAGCCUCUUCGCCGCUGACUGCGCCGUGGCGCGUUACGCGCCGUCUGGCGGUAGCCGUGACCGUGACGACGGCGUUGCUAUGGUGUCAGAGAUCGCUGGCAUCACCUGUUCCAGUGGCAUGGGUGGUCAAGGCGUGGUGUGCAAGAAGUAACCAAGGAGGUGUGCUUCUACUUGCCGACGAAAGCACGAGAGUUAAUCGGGUAAACUAUAUAUGAUGUUACCGGAAUUGUAACUGCUAUGAUAUAUAAGCGUGGGUGUCUUCAUCAUUGUCAUGACAUUCACACCGCAAUAAGGCUUGCCACUGGUUGUGGUAUUCACAUUUGAUUAUAAUACAAGUGUAUUUGUGAU
This is a messenger RNA of Zea mays, 1326 nucleotides long. Its product is annotated as root cap periphery gene 2. Lineage: Eukaryota; Viridiplantae; Streptophyta; Magnoliopsida; Poales; Poaceae. The transcript is spliced from 2 exons. Bases 71 to 1129 code for a protein of 352 amino acids. The record is from RefSeq and is marked validated.